ACUGUCAGACAGGACAGAUGUCAGCUUUCAUAAUCAGUUGCAUUUUCAUCGUAGCAAAUUUUUGUCAAUUACUUACUUUAAUAAACAGCUGUCCUAUUUCUAUAUUCAUAUUACCACAGUUUUCGAUAUUAUGUAAAAAGUUUUCAAUGUGAUGUGUUAGUUUUGUCAAGUUGUAGCUAUACUAAUGUAAUUUAAAGUGUCUUUGUGAAUCCUUGAAUAAUCUUUUUGUCCAAGAAUGUCGAUUCCUCCACUCGUUUGCAGUACUCCUCCUCCACCCGACCAGUGCGAAGACGACAAGGAUCCUGGGGAUUUCGACUUAUCAUACAGUUUGUCACAAGAGGAUGAUGAUGAUGAAGACAAUCACUAUAACUAUGACAACUUCUCUUCCUUCAACCAUUAUGGAUCCAAUGAUAAACCACUCCAACUCAACAACCAGGAGGAUGCUAAAAGUAUAGACAGUGGCACUCACAAAGAAAUGUUCAUGGAAUAUCCAAUUAGCAAGGAAGCUGAACAAAGUAGCAGUAGUAGUCAAAUUGGUACCAAUGAUAUACAAGAAAACAAGUUAAAAAGUGAAGAAGAUAUGAAUAUAGAGGAUUUAAAUUUAAAGUUGGAAGAAGAAAUUGUUAUUAAUGUAGUUGAAAAUAGUGAUGAAAAUGAGAAUAGUGACCAGAAUACUGAUAGUAUAAAAGAUUUAAACAUUCCAUGUAACUCUAAUAAUAGCAGCCAGGAUGAUGAUAGCACUAAUACCUCUCCUUAUGAAAAUGUAGUUGAAGCCACUCCCACAAAGGAAACACUUACAGAUUCAGAUGAAGCAGUAGUUGACCAAGUACUACCAGAUGACCAGUCUAUUGAUAUAAGUGUUAAAGAUGAGAACACCCAUAAUGAUACAAAUGAAAAAGAAGUUGAUAUACCAAUCAUCACAAGUAAGCCCAUUGAAGAAGACUGUACUGUAGAAAAGAUAAAUGAAAUUCCAGAAAGCUUUGAACAUUCCUUGAAAGAAUUUGAUAUUGAAUCAAGUGAAAAUGUGCAAGAUGAUGAUUUUGGUGACUUUGAUGAAUUCCAAUUUGCAAGUACUACUACAAAUGUAGUUGCUAGUGUUGUUGACAGUUCCAAUCCAUGGGAAAACAAUGAAACUACUGAAACGGACUUUGGUAACUUCACAGCUAACUUUGAUGAUAACAAAUCUCCUGUGGAAGAUUCAGUUAACACUGAAACUAGAAAUUCACCUACUGGAGAGCAGCAUGAGAUUGUAAAAGAGGAGGAUACCUGUGAAGAUGAUGAUUUUGGGGAUUUUGAUGACUUCAAAUCAUCUGCUAGAAUGGAAUCAAGUGAAGAGCAAGGGGAAGAUACAUGCCAUGAAAUGUCAGUACUCAAUUUACAGUCAACUGACAAUGAGCAUCAUAUAAUGGAAAGUGUGACCAAAGUAUUAGCUUCAGUAUUUCUUGAAGAAAUAUCAGAACCCAGUGAAGAGUUUGAGGGGAAACUAGAAUCAUUGCUCAGUGAAACAUGGGGACACUUGAUGGAAAUAGAUGAAAGGCAACCAUACAUUGUGAACUGGAACAACUCUUUAGGACAGAAGACUCUCUUAAAAGCUUUGUGUAUAGACUCCAGAAACAUUCUCUUUGGACCAAAAUGGAGUAGCCACAUGCCAAAAUAUGCAGCAAACUUAAGUGUGGCGCCUCUACAACCGCAGAAGCAAGCUGCUGCACCAUCUAAUGUCAGUCAGAGCGAACCUAUGACUGACAAAGCAUCAAGCAAGCCCACCACUUGGUCUGACCCAUUCUCGUCAGAGGGUCAAGAAUUCACCUAUGCCGAAGCCCUUCUCCUUGACCUUGAACACCUAAUGGCCACCCUAGACCAAAUGGCUCAUAACCAUUCCACCCUCAAGAUAUCUGAGUUACUGUCACAUGCUUGUAACACAGAACAUGAAAGUGCCGGUGGAGCCAUAGCGCCGAGGCCAACAGAUUUAGAUGUAUUUGAAGCUGCUAUGUCUACUAAGACAGAGAAAAUUUACUCAAGUACAUUAAAUGUACAACCUAUACGACAAAUAAAUUUACCUGACACUCAUAUAUUUACGCCGACCGACUCUGAGAUACCCAGGUCUAAAACUAUACAUUACGACCCCAGUCCGACAGUUCUCUUACCGCAGCCGGUAGUACCGGACAUUAAGAACAUAGACAACCCUCUUACACCAACUACAAGUCAAGUAGUUGAAGCGAAUGCGGAGGAUGAUAGCGAAUAUUGGGAGUUCCAAGACUUCAAGGGCACACCCGAGUCCAGUUCCUUGCCAGGUUUAGUAAGCCAACAGAAAGUACCCGACGACAGCAAUGUACACACAGCCACGACAGUGAAUGCGUUGCCCAAUCCCAGUGUAGCGUAUCAAACGCAGCUGUUACAGCCCAUUAAGAUAGAACCGGCAAUGCCUACGCUAAACUGGCCUGACCCUGGUGAAGUGAAAGCUACAUUUGACGAUUUCACAGAUUUUGUGUCAAUAUCAACAUCAUUACCCGAAAGUCAGGACUAUACUAAACCACAAGACGUAGAAUUAGAUACUCAGUCGAAUACCCUCAAGUCUGAUAACUUCAAUGAUCUCAAAGAGAAAGUGAAAGUAGUAGCGGAAGCAAGCAAACCUGAAAACGAGAGUUUGGAUGAUGAUUUUGAUACCUUUCAAUCGGCACUACCCUCAAAAGCACCAACACCAAGCAAUAACUUUAAAUCAAACACUUUUGGUGAUACUCAAACGCCUUUUGAGCAACCAAUAGAUUUCGAUUAUGCAUCUUCGAAAACUAACCAUAUGAAGUCUGAUACCAUAUCAUUUACGACUAUGACAAGACCAAAUGAAGCUUUAACAAACAAUGUAAGUUACAACUCGAAUACUCCAGAAUUUACGAGUAAGAUUCCAUUGUCUUCAAAUGCACCAAUACAAACAGGACUACUACAGCCUACACCUGCGAGUUUUGCCCCUGUGAAUACACAAAAUCAACGAACAACUGGCCAAAUAUUGCAACCCUUAUCAUUAGAAAGCUAUUCGCAAAUAAACUGGCCAAGUCCUGGAAUAGAUUUGCAGGACCUGUCAAGGUUUAAUCCUGUUGAAACUCUACAGUCGUUAAAAAGCGAUUUAAGUGUUAGUGGUCUUAGUAAAGGUGCCUCACCAGUUCACACACAAAAGAGUACCACAGUCAGCCAGCCACCUGAUGAUGAUGUUUGGGGAGACUUUGUAUCGAGCAAGCCUAAACAACAACCUUCUCAGCCCAAGAAACCGCCAGUUUUUGCGGAAGAUGAUGAAUGGUCAGACUUUAUAUCUAGCCCGAGUGUAAAAUCCCAAAACGGAUUAAAUACGAUAAGUUUAAAUGUGCACACGAACUCAAAUAUUCAAAAAACAGUUCAGAAUAAAUUUUCAAUGAAAAAUAACCAGACACCUGUCGAUAUUCCGACAUUAAAUUAUAUAACUCCGAAAUCAAACCCUCACAAGACAUACAAUGAUAAACAUUUCCAGAACUUAUAACAACACAACACUACAAAUCUCCUAAUUUAUUAAAACUGUACUUAAUUGUAAUAAGUAUUACAUGAAAUUAUAAUUAUGUAUAUAGGGUGAUGGUGUAUAAUUUUGUAACAUUUCUAACUAUUUAAUUUUAUAUAAAAGUCAGAAUUUAUUGUAAUUUGUUUUUGCACUAGAUCGUAGUAUAUUAGGUACUCGUACCCGUUAUUAGCUGUUAUAUUUAGCACUUGCACAUGCUCAUAAUGUGAUUAGAUCAAGAAUUGCGGACGAAAUUAUAAUUUAACUAGAUAUACAGAGAGCCCACAUUCAUUUAAUUUGAUUUCAAUGUAGUAAUGUGCAAGUUUGUAUCAUGUCCCGUCCUUAAUUGUUUUGAAUUAGUUUAUCAUUAAGUUUUGUCAGUGCAAAGGAUAAGAGUUGUAUUAUUAAAGAACGUAAGCCAGUAAAAGCAAUAUGUAAUUAUGAAAUUAUUAUUGAUUUAUAGUAUUUGUAUAUACUUAAUGUGAAUUACCUAUGUAUAAAUUGUAAAUUUGUUUAAAAUGUAUAUGACUAUGUGGAGAUGGUUUAUUUUGUCUGUUGAAGUUAGCACUGAUAGUCUGAUAUAUUAUACUAAAACUGGUAAAUGUUUAGGUUGUACUGUGAGUGAGGCACUAAAAGUAUAUCAAAUAACAUAGACGAUAUCAGAGCUACAGGAUGUCAGAGUAUAAGCAAAAUAUUUAUUUGCACCAAAUAUAAAUUGGACGAAAGUAAUAAUUACUGCUGUAUGUUAGUAAAACAUAAUGAAGGUAUUUAUAAUCAUUUUAAAUACAAAUUGGUCCAGUUGUUGGAAGUAUAUUUUGUCAGUAUUUGUAAAUCAAGAUUAACAUAUAUUUUAUUUAUAAUCAAUUAAUUUUUCACAUAAUGUUUCUACGAAUUAUUUAAUUAUUUUAAAGACCAAUCUAUGUUUCUUGUUUAUACUGUGAACAAUUGGUUGUAGCUGAUUGUUAAUAAAGUGUAAAUAAUGAGACUUAUUAUCCUUCUAAA
Molecule: messenger RNA, 4519 nt
Organism: Spodoptera frugiperda (fall armyworm)
Lineage: Eukaryota; Metazoa; Arthropoda; Insecta; Lepidoptera; Noctuidae
Gene: Afti
Exons: 5
Coding region: 236-3505 (1089 amino acids)
Biological process (GO): intracellular transport
Cellular component (GO): trans-Golgi network membrane; AP-1 adaptor complex
Molecular function (GO): clathrin binding
Source: RefSeq, a predicted model, not a curated record